This is a messenger RNA of Penicillium lagena, 501 nucleotides long. Its product is annotated as short chain dehydrogenase/reductase. Gene Ontology annotation, molecular function: triacylglycerol lipase activity; acylglycerone-phosphate reductase (NADP+) activity. Gene Ontology annotation, cellular component: endoplasmic reticulum; lipid droplet. The record is from RefSeq and is a predicted model, not a curated record. The transcript has 2 exons. Gene Ontology annotation, biological process: phosphatidic acid biosynthetic process; triglyceride catabolic process. Lineage: Eukaryota; Fungi; Ascomycota; Eurotiomycetes; Eurotiales; Aspergillaceae. Bases 1 to 501 code for a protein of 166 amino acids.
AUGGAAGUCGAGUUGGCCGAGGUCCGGAAGACCUUUGAGACCAACCUCUUCGCCGUCAUCGCCAUGUGCCAGGUAUUCCUGCCACUCCUGAUCAAGGCCAAGGGCACAAUUGUCCAGAUCGGAUCUUGUUUCAGUGUCAAUGUCACCACUAUAGUCACCGGCGGCGUCCAGUCUCGAAUCGCACGUACCGAACGGACUCUCUUGCCCAAUUCGAUGUACUCUCCCAUCGAGGCCGAGUAUAACCGCCGGGUGACGCACAGCCAGGAUGGUGCCAUGCCUCAUGAAGCCUAUGCUCGCAGUGUGGUCGCGCAGGUGCUGUAUGGGUCGGCGCCGUGGCGCUGGCUGUGGCCGUGGGCGCGUGGGCGCAAGAGUUGGGUCUGGGAAGGCAAUCGCAGCUGGGUGAUCUGGUUCCUUGCUGGAGGCUGGGCAUGGUCCGGGCUUUUUGGUCGGGUGAUGACCAGUAUGUUUAAGUUGUACAAGCUUAAGCGCGUAGGCAAAUGA